Molecule: messenger RNA, 3811 nt
Organism: Chara braunii
Lineage: Eukaryota; Viridiplantae; Streptophyta; Charophyceae; Charales; Characeae
Source: the annotation of a GenBank genome assembly
AGAUGCGAUAGGUGCUAGUAGUGAAACUGGAUAGCCUUCGAAUAGGUGAGAAAUGCUAACUACGAUGGUGCUUAGAUCAUAGUGUUGCUCAGAAGUUGUUGGAUCGUAAUACUGCACGGAAGAGAUGUACGGAGGAGGAGAGAAUAACAAUAACGGUAGCAACAAUAAUAACAGGAUGGACGGGAACAACGGCGGGUAUAAUGGGAAUGGGGGUAGAAACGGGGUACAAUGUUACGAAUGUGGGAAGAUGGGGCACAUAGCGAGGGACUGUUGGGCAAAAAGACCAAGGACCGGGCAGCGGGAGGAUGAGGUACGGAUUUUCGUUCGAAAUACGAUGAAAGAAAAGGAAGAAGAGCGUGAGCGUAGGGCGAAGGAGGAGGAACAAAAACGAAAAGAGGAUGAGGAAUGGAAGCGUGAACUGGACAUAGCGAGAAGAACGGAGGAGAUGAGACUUCUCUUGCAAGCUGAUAUUGAGGAGAAGUGGAGGCAGCAGUUGCGUUCAAAUGCAGAAGCAGCGAAGGUGGCGGCAGCUACGGAAUCGGUGAAGGCGAAAAAAGGGGGGACAGAGAAUGCGGUGGAAAGAUCGUCGGCAGCACGAGCAAGUCCUAAGACAUCACCGAAGAGGAAGACCAGCGGCAAGGGGAAGAAGAAAGGACGGAAUGCGCGAGGCAAGACGAAAAGGAGUACCAGGAGGAGUUUGCACGACUGCGGAACUUCAGAUAGUGAAGAAGAGAGUGGAUCGGAGGCUUGUACAGACUCAGGAAAAGACACGGAAGGGGAGGCGCUUAAGAUAGUACAGAGGCUGAGAGAAGAAAGGCGAUGGAGAAGGUCGAAGAAGAAACUGACGAAGGGAAAGGAGAAGGUUAGACAGGUGGCGAGUACGUAUGAGAAGGGUGAGUGCUCACGAAGGCAACAUACGCCGACAGCAGCGAAGGAUAGCUAUUCAGGGGAGCGCAAGACACCACUGACAGACAAAUAUAAGGGAAUCCCGGCCAGCUGUUCACAACAAGCACUAGUGGACUACACACCUUCGGUGAUGAAGGAAUAUUCAAAGAAACGGGUGUCACAACUAUGGGAGUUGUGUGAUAAGCACGAAAUUAAGUCGGCUAAGAAGGAUGAGAUGGUGGUCGAGUUAGUUACGAAGCAGACGGAGAUGGCGUAUGAGGGUUUCUUCACUACACCUACCAUGGCCGAGAACAAGACAAAAGCUAGGAUGGAAGGACCAGAAGAUGGAGCCGAGAAGACACCGACGGAAGUGAGAUGGCGUCAGCAUGUGCAAGCAGCAGAUACCGCAAUACUCGGGAAGGCGCCUAAGUUGUACCGUUGGAUGAGAAGAUUCGGCAUAGACAAUUUUGUGAUCCUACCAAUCAGGCAUACCACCGAAGCUGACGAUUUUGCCUUCAAGAGGUACCUGAUUCGGGAUUUGUCAUCGUGCCUUAACACAAUGGGAGCAGGGAGGCAGAUAGGGACAAGGGUGAGAGGAAGGAAGGGAAGGAGGGAGAGGAAGCGAUGUGGAGGCGUUACGAGAGGGAAGGCGGUUGUGGUUUUUGAGACGAGCUGUGGAACUAGGACAUCGCUGGUUAACUGGUUGGAGGAACAGCAGAGGGAUGAAACAGGUGGGGAGAGGGUGGUGAUAUCUAGAGAAGGCGAGCAUUGGACGGACGACUGGAAACAAAGCAGAGCACGAUAUGGGAUGACUGAGGUUAAGACGAGGAAUGGGCUUAUGUGUCUCAAGGAUGCAAGGAAGGAGUGCCAACGAGGUGGACAUAUUACUUUCCUCAAGAUUCACAAGACACCGACGACGACGAAAAGGAAUAAGGUGACUCUACGCAAAAUGUUGAAACAGCCUAGAGCGGCAUUAUCCAUGGCUCGGAUGACAUUUUCGAGGCUUAUUGGCCUAUACAGGACUGCGGGACUGUUCAGCAAGAAGAGUACCAGGAAUAAGCUUAAGGUAAAGAUAGAUCAGGCGGUGAGAAAGAAGAAGGGAGUGAGCAUUCAAAGGAAGGUCACAGUUAAGUACCCGUACUACUCUAGGAUUUUGAAGACUGAAGUAAGAAGGAUUACGGAAUCCGUGGUGGAGAAGAGGGUGAAGGACGAACCAGUGGCGAGUUUUAUGAAAAGGAAGAUCAGAGUCGUGAAUACCAAGAAUAUGACAGUUGCGGACUUAAUCCAUAAUCAUCGACGUUUUGCGAACACUGAGCAGGUCGUUUGCGGUUGUGCGAGGUUCGAACUUUUAGUGCUAACGAGACUGACAGAGGUGCCGGAUACGCCUGGCUUUGUGGCAAAUUCGAAGAAUGUCACUAGAGAUAGCCAGCGGACUGGUUUAGCUCGGGUAAGGAUCGAUGUUUUGGAAGCAACAUCGCAUCAAAAGGGAGAACGGUGCGAGGAUCUAGAUGUUAGUAGAUGUAUGCGGGAACCAGGAGUGGUGGAGGCCGCCUGGACGGAUGGCGAAGUUAGGAGCUGGGCGUCGCGGUACGACUGGUUGGUAUGCGCCCCGAUCGACCGAAAUGCCGGUGAUACAGCGUUGAUAUGCCCAUUGCUGUAUCGACAUGCUUUCGGGAAGGUCUUCUCAUGGAACACAGAUUAUGAGAGAAUCCAUGACACUGAAGAGGAGGUACUGAAGAAGUGCAAGGGUGACUACCAGAAUGAGGGACUGUUGCAAGCGGGAAGCUGGAAGGCAAACAGGAAGCUCGGAAAGGCGUAUGUGAUACCAAAGGAUAAGGAUUUGCAGAAGUGGAGGCCGAUAGCGCCUGCCUGUAGUGAUCCAGCUCUGAUCGGCCAACGGAGAUGCGCAAGGGCUCUGUUCUAUCUUAUCAUGCGCUACUCAGGGAGGACGAAUUUCCAUCUGAGUUCGGUGCAAGAGAUGUGCGACAAGAUGCAGAAGGCGAAUCGGGAGCUAGCAAAGGAAGGAUGCACAUGGGUGGUUGGGAGAUGCUAUGAUGUCAAAGAAACAUUUUCCUCGAUAUCGCACGAGGUAGUGGAAGAAGGAGUACGGGAGUUGUUACGAUAUUUUGAUGAGAGGGAUUGGAAACAAGUAAGGACGACUACCAGGGGGAAGACUUGUGUGAUGUCGAAAACGACACGAAAGGAGAUAGCAUACGUCUCGAUGGAAUUCGAGACAAUUAUCAAAUUAGUGCGUUAUGAUCUAGGGCACGUGUAUAUGAGGUGUGGUGAAGGGAUCGGGAGGCAAAGGGUAGGAAUACCAAUGGGAAAAGCAACGAGUCCGGUGCUGGCUACAAUUACGUGCGCCAUGGCCGAGAGGAAGUGGCUUUCUGCAUUAGGAGCGGAUAGGAGGAUGGUGCACGGUUGGCGGAUGGUAGACGAUGUCUCAAUCGUGGUGGGAUACAAGGACGAUGGGGUAUCGAGGGCAGUGGCGGACAAGGUUUUCGAGAGCUUCGAGCAGUGCUAUGAUAGUAACCUGAAGCUGGAGAGAAAGGAUGGUGAGGUGAACUACUGGAAUUUUAUAGGCGGGGUCAUGUACGUGGUACCUGAACCACUGCAGCUGCAUUUCGUAACGGGGACCAAGAAUACGGUAUCACUCCGAUCAAACGGUAGACUGAAAUACCAAACCAUGCAGGAUUAUGCUAGCUACUCGGAGAAGAAAACCAAAAAGGUGGUUCUUUCGGUGACACUGAAACGGCUGUGACGUUCGACAACAUCUCAGGCGCUUAGCAUAUCAGUGGUUGUGUAUGCCAUAGUUGAGAGUUCCCUCCGGGGUUAUACCCUGGAGGUAUCUCUCGGUGCCUUGGCCAAAUCGGCCAAGGGUACGGGAAGCAAGCUAUUAUGUAGUCUCGGGCGUGUCUUUUGUGAG